Messenger RNA from Acanthoscelides obtectus, 783 nucleotides. The record is from the annotation of a GenBank genome assembly. Lineage: Eukaryota; Metazoa; Arthropoda; Insecta; Coleoptera; Chrysomelidae.
AGCAAACGUAUAAUUUUUAGGUUCUGCGUAGGGUUAUGUGAUGUCUGUGUACCAAAUAUUUUAUAUCGUCUAAAAAUUAUAGGUUUUUUCAGUACUGCUACUUUGCGAUUGUGUAAAAAAUAAGCUCGGUGUGAAAGAGAAAGGACAAUGAGGCUAUAACACGUGUAUUAUUGUAUCAUAUCUACAGUAUCAGUAUUUUUCAUCUGAACCAAAAUAAGUUUGAACAAAAAUGAUGGAGGUUCCUGAGCAUGGUUAUGCUUUCAAUGACAAUUCUAUGGAAGUAGACCCACUGGCACUAGUAGAUACAGCAAUAAAAACGGAAAUUAAAGAAGAUCCUGACCAGCUCCCAGAAAAUACUGUACAACAUGAACUUUUACAGCAUGGGGAGCAAAGUGAAGACUACCAUGGGAUUAAAGUUGAAGAAAUGGAUGAGUCUCAUUUUCAUAUUGCCAGUAACUCUGAUUUACCCAGUAUACAUGAUGUAGGAUCUGCACAGUUAGAUGCUUCUGACAAUUCUGUAGUAUCUUCAUCAGUUGUUAGAGGAUUGCAAAAUGAUUAUCAGCAUGGGCGUCACCAGAAAAGAAAAUAUGGCAUGCCAUAAAGUCAUUUUCAAUGACAUGAUUACGACAUAUCAGUAGGACGAAUGAAGUGCAGGGUUGCCAGAUGGAUCGAACAGAAUUCCCCCAGAACAAGCACAAAAAUCCCUCAGAUUUGAAAUUUUGGGAGGUGAAUAAAAUAAAAACUAUAUUUUCCAGCGAAUUGAAACUAUUUCAAACUUGUUAG